Molecule: messenger RNA, 1691 nt
Organism: Carlito syrichta (Philippine tarsier)
Lineage: Eukaryota; Metazoa; Chordata; Mammalia; Primates; Tarsiidae
Gene: TSPAN8
Product: tetraspanin 8
Exons: 9
Coding region: 284-1000 (238 amino acids)
Cellular component (GO): membrane
Source: RefSeq, a predicted model, not a curated record
CGCUGUGCCAUUCUCUCCACUGAUCCAGCGCCACUCCCUUCACUUGAUAUCUGUUUACUUUAGAGGAGACAGAUUUUGCAAAAGGAUCAUAAAUAUCCUGGCCCAGUGCCCCAGGAGUCAUGACAAGCAAAAGAACAUACUCUCCUGGAGAUAGCCUUUGUGAUAUUUAAAUGUCUGUGGGCACAGAAAUCUCUGCAGGCAAGUUACUCCAGAGCAUAUUGCAGGACAAUCCUAUAACGAAUAGUUAAAUUCACGGCAUCUGGAUUCCUGAUCAUUUUCCGAAAUGGCAGGUGUGAGUGGCUGUAUAAAAUAUUCUAUGUUUAUCUUCAACUUCUUGUUCUGGCUAUGUGGUAUCUUGAUCCUGGCAAUAGCAAUAUGGAUACGAGUAAGCAAAGAUGGUCAAGAGAUUAUCAGUUCUGAAAGUUCUGGCACUAACCCCUAUGUUGCUGUGAACAUCCUGAUUGCUGUGGGUGCCAUCAUCAUGAUUCUAGGCUUCCUGGGAUGCUGUGGUGCCAUGAAAGAAAGCCGUUGCAUGCUUCUCUUGUUUUUCAUAGGCUUACUUCUGAUACUGAUCCUGCAGGUUCUGGCAGGUAUCCUAGGAGCUGCUUUCAAACCUGAGUCUGAUCGCAUUCUGAAUGAAACACUUUAUGAAAAUGUGAAGAUUUUGAGUGAAACAGAUGAGAGUGCAAAAGCAUUCCAGCAAACCCUGACUGAGUUUCAAGAAGAGUUUAAAUGCUGUGGUUUGGUCAAUGGAGCUGCUGAUUGGGGAAAUAAUUUCCUACAACAUUACAAGUCAUGUGAAUGUUCAAAUAUGCAAGAUUCUUCUUGCAUAACUUAUGAAGGAAAACAUGUUUACAAACAGCCGUGUAUUUCUUUCAUAAAAGACUUAGUGGCAAAACAUAUUAUCAUAGUUAUUGGAAUAGCAUUUGGACUGGCAGUUAUUGAGAUCCUUGGUUUGGUGUUUUCUAUGGUCCUGUUUUGCCAGAUUGGGAACAAAUGAAUUUGUGGAUGUGUCAAGAUAUCAUCAGUCAAAACCCUUUAACAUUUUACUUUGACUUUGUACCUUUAAAUCUAUGUGCUACAUAUGUCAGGAACAGCUGUCCUAUUAAAAUUUCACAUUUAGCUAUACCACAGAUUUCUUCUAGACAUAUUGAACAUAUUCAAGAUUUGAGAGACAUAGGCAAGUAAUGUGAAUGUGUAUUUUUACUCAAAAUAAAAAAAUAAUAAUGUUUACACUGGUGCUUUUCCAUGUCUGAUCAUUGUGUUUAGGCAGUACUUUGUUUAAAAUGUUCUUUUAGAGCCACCCAGUGGAAUACACUUCAAGUGACAGAGCUAUAGAUAGUUAAGAUAACAAAUCUGGGAUCUUUUAGAAACAACACUCUCUUCUGUGCAGUGUAUCAACAAUUGAUGAUAAGACUGAAUUAAGUCAGAUGCUGAAAUAAGUGAGAAUGGGCCAGUUAAAAGAAGAGCCAUUUCUUUUCUAUUAUGUCAAUGACUACUCAUGGUGUCUCUCUUUUGCUACAUAUCUAUUGUGGGGACAAGAAGAGCUGAGUGUUCACUUCUUAACCAUUGACUCUCUAGCACCUUUCUGGAUCUUUCUCUGGGACACAGCAGUUAUAACUUCUUUUUCUUUAUUUCUUCUUUUUUUAAAAGUAGGAUUUAUUGAGAGGACAGAAAAGCUCCCACAGUGG